GGACCAGCUAGGACAGGUGGAGGGGGCUCUGGGACAGGGAGGUGCUCCCACUUCAGCAAGUGGGGAGGAAACUGGCAGAUACCGCUUCUCCUUCCUCUCCAAGACCUGGGGAUGAGGCUGACCUAGGUGCUCCCCUGGAGGGAUCCCCCAGGGAGGAACCUGACUCCUGGAAGCCCACUUAGGGAGUCCCAGCUCUCCUGCCUGGAAGAGGGGACUCCCUUUGGGGCUGGCUCUCUCCUCCUCAUCCUCCUCUCUCUGCCCCUCCUCCAUCCUUCCCUCAUGCUCCUUCACCCUGUCCUCCUCCAUCCAUCUCCCUUUUCCUGUCUCCCCUGUUCUUCUGGUCCCCCCACCUUAGUCUUACACAUCCUGCUUGUCCUUUUCCCUAGCUUUGCCCUCCUGGCUCUGUCUUUAGGACCCUUCUCCUGGUCCAAGACCUCUGGCCCUCGCCUGCCAUUCCAUCUCCUGGUCUCCAGGCCUGCCAGGUCCCCAUCACUGCCCAGGCCCUGACUCUUCUUCUGCCCCCUCUCUCCUUCCCCAGUGCCCGUGCUCCCGGUCACCUGCCCUCAGGAGCCCUCCUCCCUCUGUUGAGCUCUCAGCUCUGACUCCGCCUCUGCCCCUCCCCCUGCCUGCCCCGCUCACCUUUAAUUGAGAUGCUAAUGAGACUUCUGUCACUUCCAUCCCCUGCCGGCCGGCGGGCGGGCUCCGCCACUGCACCUGUCAGCAAACCAAGGCCUCAUGAAGGGGGACAAGCGUAAGGAGCCGGGGCCAGACCCCGAGCCCGCGGCCCCCCAGCAGCCCACGGAGGAGGAGGAGGCCCUGAUCGAGUUCCACCGCUCCUACCGAGAGCUCUUCGAGUUCUUCUGCAACAACACCACCAUCCACGGCGCCAUCCGCCUGGUGUGCUCCCAGCACAACCGCAUGAAGACGGCCUUCUGGGCCGUGCUCUGGCUCUGCACCUUCGGCAUGAUGUACUGGCAGUUCGGCCUGCUGUUCCAAGAGUACUUCAGCUACCCUGUCAGCCUCAACAUCAACCUCAACUCCGACAAGCUCGUCUUCCCCGCCGUCUCCAUCUGCACCCUCAACCCCUACAGGUACACGGAAAUUAAAGAGGAACUGGAGGAGCUGGACCGCAUCACAGAGCAGACGCUCUUCGACCUGUACAAGUUCAACUCCUCCAACACCCUCGUGGCCCCCGCCCGCGGACGCCGCGACCUGCGCGAGGCCCUGCCCCACCCCCUGCAGCGCCUGCCGGUUUCGGCUCCGCCCCACGCGGCCCGCAGCGCCCGCAGCGCCACCUCCAGUGUGCGGGACAACAACCCCAAGGUGAACAGGAAGGACUGGAAGAUCGGCUUCCAACUGUGCAACCAGAACAAAUCGGACUGCUUCUACCAGACGUACUCGUCAGGGGUGGAUGCAGUGAGGGAGUGGUAUCGCUUCCACUACAUCAACAUUCUGGCCAGAAGGCAGGACACCUCUCCCUCGCUGGAGGAGGACGCUCUGGGCAAAUUCAUCUUCGCCUGCCGCUUCAACCAGGUCUCCUGCAAUGAGGCGAAUUACUCUCAUUUCCACCACCCGAUAUAUGGAAACUGCUACACUUUCAAUGACAAAAACAGCUCCAACCUCUGGAUGUCCUCCAUGCCUGGGGUCAACCAUGGUCUGUCCCUGACACUGCGCACAGAGCAGAAUGACUUCAUCCCACUGGUGUCCACAGUGACCGGGGCCAGGGUGAUGGUGCACGGGCAGAACGAGCCUGCCUUCAUGGAUGAUGGCGGCUUCAACCUGCGGCCCGGGGUGGAGACCUCCAUCAGCAUGAGUAAGGAAGCUGUGGACAGACUUGGGGACAACUAUGGCGACUGUACCGAGAAUGGCAGUGAGAUCCCCGUGGAGAACCUUUACCUCACCAAGUACACGCAGCAGGUGUGCAUCCAUUCCUGCUUCCAGGAGAGCAUGAUCAGGGAGUGUGGCUGUGCCUACAUCUUCUACCCGCGGCCCCAUAAUGUGGAUUUCUGUGACUACCGGAAACAUGAUUCCUGGGGCUACUGCUACUAUAAGCUCCAGGAUGCCUUCUCCUCAGACCGCCUAGGAUGUUUCACCAAGUGCCGGAAGCCAUGCAGUGUGACCAUGUACAAGCUCUCUGCUGGUUACUCACGAUGGCCCUCAGUGACAUCCCAGGACUGGGUCUUCGAGAUGCUAUCCCGACAGAACAAUUACACCAUCAAGGACAAAAGAAAUGGGGUUGCCAAACUCAACAUCUUCUUCAAGGAACUGAACUACAAAACCAACUCUGAGUCUCCGUCUGUCACGAUGGUCACCCUCCUGUCCAACCUGGGCGGCCAGUGGAGCCUGUGGUUUGGCUCCUCCGUGCUGUCUGUGGUGGAGAUGGCCGAGCUCGUCUUCGACCUUCUGGCCAUCACCUUCCUCAUGCUGAUCCGGAGGGUCCGCAGUCGAUACUGGUCCCCAGGCCGAGAGGGCAGGGCUGGCCAGGAGGUGGCCUCUGCGUCAGCCUCCCCUCUCCCCUCCCAUUUCUGCCCCCACCCCGCAUCCCCCUCCUCGUCCCUGCCAGGCCCUGCCCCUGCCCCAGCCUUGGCAGCCCCUCCACCUGCCUAUGCCACCCUGGGCCCCCCUUCGUCCCCAUCCCCGUCAGGCUCGGCAGCAGCCAGCAACCCCGCCUACACUCCUGAGGAGGCCUGAGAGGAAGGGGCAGUGUCUGCCCCUCAGGGCAGGCACUUCCCUCAGCAGGACUGAAGAAUGUCUGGGGCUUCCUCUCAGAGCUGCCCAGCGCCUUCUGGGAGCCCUGUUGUUGGGGGAGGGGGCAGGAUGGAGAAGGAACUCUGGAAAGGUCCAGAGAGCAGGGGCUGAGGAAGCUGCCCAGCAGCGCCCUGGCUCCUGCCGCGUAUGCCCAGCCCUGCCUUGAGAAACUCUGGUGUGCCCACCAGGCACAGACGAGGCUUCUUUUCCCUUGAAUCAGCCAAGCCGAGCUUGGAGCUUUGACAAAGAACUUUCCUAGGAAACAAAUGACCACCAGAACAAAACACAAACAAGGGCACACAGAAGCAGGUUUGGUUUCCUCCCCAAAGAUAGCUGGAUUCAGCCCCAGAGUGGCCUUCCAUGCUGCUUUCCAGUGACAAAGACGUUUGCUCCUCUUCUUGAACUUGGGUGGGAAGCCCCACCAAAAGCUCCCUUGGUUAGUUCUUAGACAAUUCCCCUUCCCUGACUCCCCAGGGUGGAGUCUGGAGCAGCUCUGUGUCGUAAAGACUUGACCAUUCCCAGUCGGCUUCAGGAUUCUUCCAGCCUCAUCUACCAGGUGCCCCCACGGAGCCACACCCCAGCAUCUCUGCCCUGCAUCCUGUCCUUUGUAACUCUGCUUAUUUGCUCAAACUAUUUCCUUAGCCUGGAAGCUUCCCCCGCCAUCUACUGGAGAACUCUGUGUCCCUUAGAACCCUGCUCAGACAUCAAGACUUCUGUCAAGGCUUCUGCCCCAUCUUGUCUUCCCCAGGAUUGAUCACUCCCCUCUCCCCUGGACUCCCGUGGCACACCAUAACAUCUUUGGAAAUGCUGAUGUCACGUUUUACUUUCUUGUUCCUUUAUGUCUUCCUCCCCAGCUAGACUGUGAGCUCGUUGUGGUCAGAAAUGGACCUUUGGUCAUCUGUGUAUCCUCAGGGCCUAGUCCAGUGUUCCAUUUAGAGCAAGUAGGCAGGUACUUAAUAAAUGUUGUUGCAUAAAGAACUCAAUAAA
Messenger RNA from Camelus dromedarius (Arabian camel), 3735 nucleotides. It is a transcript of the gene SCNN1A, whose product is annotated as sodium channel epithelial 1 subunit alpha. The record is from RefSeq and is a predicted model, not a curated record. Gene Ontology annotation, cellular component: sodium channel complex; plasma membrane. Lineage: Eukaryota; Metazoa; Chordata; Mammalia; Artiodactyla; Camelidae. Gene Ontology annotation, molecular function: ligand-gated sodium channel activity. The coding region runs from base 736 to 2691 and encodes 651 amino acids. Gene Ontology annotation, biological process: sodium ion transmembrane transport. The transcript is spliced from 13 exons.